Molecule: messenger RNA, 2256 nt
Organism: Sungouiella intermedia
Lineage: Eukaryota; Fungi; Ascomycota; Pichiomycetes; Serinales; Metschnikowiaceae
Source: the annotation of a GenBank genome assembly
AUGGACUUUCUUAACGCAAACUUCGUCUCAAUGCGAGACUUGGACUCCAUUGACGAUAAACUCAAUGCCUUGAGUGACCAAAAACUCCGCAUAUCCAGAGCUAUCGAUUCGGCCACCGGUGCUGACUCCGCAGAGGUCACCGAUAAAGAGAAUCUAUAUAUUGAAGGAUUGCUAACUUCAAUCCAACAGCUCUCCACAGCAGGUACUGAGAGCAUAGUAGAAAAUCUUAUCGAGAGGAACGGAAACUUGCAAGUUCUUGUUGAUUUGAAGGAAGCUGUGGUAGAGAAGAAUAUAUUGCAAUCGCAGAAUGUACUUUUGAGAGAUGCUGCCCUGUUGGAGAGUGCCAUUUUGUCAUUGUCUGAGACAUCUGAUAUUUCUGAAUUGUUAGAGAUUUCUAAGAAGCUUGGUAAGUUUGACGGAACUGCUGUGGGGCUCACCUUGGCAGAAGAAUUGACCAAGGUGGUCGAAGAUAAAAAAGCAAAGUUGAUACAGAAGUUAACCUCAUUGCUCCAACUGAUCAAGUGGCUCGCUCCGAAAGAAAAUGUAUCGAUUGCUUCAAGUACACUCAAAGAGAUCUCUAGUAUAUUUGACCAAUUAGUAAAUCUCCAGGUGGGCCAACAAGUACCUGAGUACCCGGAAACAUGGUGGGGCUUGGAAGUAUUGCUCCAGCCAUUUGCGAUGAGAUUCAACUACCAUUUCAACCAAUCCAAUGAAACGAACAAGAUUUCCAGACCGGAGUGGGCAUUACAGUUUGUGGAGACAUUUUUAUACGACAACAUGCAAGUUUUGGAACUAGUGAUUGGAGACACCUUCCAAAAGCACGGAAAAAUCGGCGUAAUGGAGGUGUUGACCGCCGCAUUGAUUCCUGUCAGAAGCAAGCUACUAAAAAUGGCACAAAUUAUCAAUCAAAGUAUCGCACGAAGCGGCGAUGAUGCUACUGGCUUGGAACGAAACGGAAGACUCUUGUCUCAUCUCAUUUUUGAGACCACCUCAUUUGAUCAACGUCUCAGAAAUGCUUACAAGUAUAAUCCAUAUAUCACAGACCUAAAGAAGGCACCAAAAAGAAAGUGGAUGGGACUCACUGGGGAUAUUCUAUUGGAAAAUGACGAGGAAAACACCGCAGUCACUAACUGGCUCAACUUAGAGUUGAGACUAGCAAAACAACGUUUUGAUGAAGAAAUAAUGGAUGCUCUGAAUGCUUUCGAGAUUGAUUUCGAGUACAAUGCGUCUUCAAAACAACCUGACAUUCUUAAACCAAGUUACUCAGCAUAUGCUCUUGUGAAGCUUUUUGACAACUUAACGUCUCAUUUCAAGACUUUGAGCAUUGUGAAAUACCAACUCAUGUAUGUGUCUAACAUCCAGCUCACGUUUCUUGAUGAGUACUUACAAGCUCUUCAGAAGCAGUUUGGCCAUUUCAACGAGUCUCUUAGUCUGAAGUUGAUAUCGAACUUUCUCCCAGGAAGCGUGAAAGCAGAUACCUCGGCGACAUCUCAAUCAGUCAUCUCCAACGGGCUUAAAGGAUUGGAGAUUCUCACUGGUCUAUACUGUCUGAUCAAGUUUGUGAUUGAACAGAUGCAAGAAUGGAGUGAAGAUUUGCUAUUCAUUCAACUUUGGAAUUCGUAUAGAAGCGUGUCCACCAAAAAAGAAGCAGAAGAUUCCAUUUUCGGCUCUGCAAUUGCACAAUAUACCGCCCUUCUAGACAAAGUUGCUACCAGGUACGCCGAUUUCUUCAAGAGAGAAAUUAGAGGUGGCUUCAAAGAAUAUGUUAACUCUAGUGUAUGGACAAUCGAUGAUUUCGAAGCAAGAAAUCUGCCUUCGGUAAAAUUGGCCGCCCUUGCCUCCAUCAUUCCAACCUAUAUGGCAUACUUGGAACGUACACUUCCUGAGAUCGACUAUUUUCUAGUUGCUAGCAAGGUUUGUGACUCCUUCUCGACUGUGGUUCUCGAGUACAUCAUUACCAACAAUAAGUUUAACAAGAAUGGGCUCGUACAGCUACAACUUGACUUAGACUACUUAGUUGAAAGCUUUUCUGGACCAUUGUUGAUGGAUCCUCAAUGCAAGUACUCAAAUGCUGACAAUAGAAAGUUCAAAAAAGUGAUUCAGUCGAUUGAGAUGAUGGAGCAUUUUGAUGGAGCAACAGCACGUUUGAUGAAGAGAGAUGUUGAGAGCAAUGAUACCAUUCGCAGCCAAUUUGAGAAUCGUCUCGAUUGUCUUGAAGAGAAUGAUAUAAGAGACUUGUUGUUCCGUAUAAUCUAA